This is a messenger RNA of Sardina pilchardus (European sardine), 3787 nucleotides long. RefSeq names its product regulating synaptic membrane exocytosis protein 1-like. Gene Ontology annotation, molecular function: transmembrane transporter binding; small GTPase binding. The record is from RefSeq and is a predicted model, not a curated record. Gene Ontology annotation, biological process: positive regulation of synaptic transmission; regulation of membrane potential; regulation of synaptic plasticity. Bases 34 to 3099 code for a protein of 1021 amino acids. Gene Ontology annotation, cellular component: presynaptic membrane; cytoskeleton of presynaptic active zone. The transcript has 26 exons. NCBI's taxonomy places the organism in Eukaryota, Metazoa, Chordata, Actinopteri, Clupeiformes, Clupeidae.
GGCAAGCGCGGCGCCGGCGCCAACAAGCGGCAGAUGUCCGUCAGCAGCUCCGAGGAAGAGGGGGGGUCCACGCCCGAGUACUCCAGCUGCGAAGACGUGGACAUCGAGAGCGUCAGCGAGAGAGUAGGUGACUGGGAGUGCUACCCUCUGGAUCCAGCCGCAUGGCAUAAGCCUCGCUCUCCUCAGCAUCCGGUGACAUGGCAGCCGUCCAAGGAAGGUGAUCAUUUAAUCGGCCGCAUCACUCUGACCAAGAGGACCGCCAUGCCCAAAGAGGCCGGAGCCAUGCUAGGAUUAAAGGUGGUCGGUGGAAAGAUCACAGAGACGGGCCGACUCGGGGCUUUUAUCACCAAAGUAAAGAAGGGCAGCCUGGCUGAUGUGGUGGGCCAUCUACGCGCAGGUGAUGAGGUGCUUCAGUGGAAUGGAAAAUCGUUGCCAGGAGCAACUAAGAAAGAAGUUUACAAUAUCAUUUUGGACUCGCAGUCCGAGCCCCAGGUGGAGCUGGUGGUGUCCAGGCCCAUUGGGGUGCAUAAAAGGCUUUAUGACAUACCAAGAAUCCCAGAAACAUCCCAUCCUCCAUUAGAAUCUACAGGUUCGAGCUCCUUCGAGUCCCAGAAGAUGGAGCGGCCCGUCAUCUCCAUCCUCUCCCCGUCCAGCCCCGGAGGCCUGCGGGACGCCCCCCAGACCCUGCCCGGACAGCUCUCGAUGAAGAUGUGGUACGAUAAGGUGGGACACCAGCUGAUAGUCAACGUUCUCCAGGCCAUGGAUCUGCCGGCCAGGCUAGAUGGUCGACCCAGGAACCCCUACGUCAAGAUGUACUUCCUGCCCGAUCGCAGUGAUAAGAGUAAAAGGAGAACGAAAACAGUGAAAAAGUGUCUGGAACCCAAGUGGAACCAGACGUUCCUAUACUCUCAUGUGCACCGGCGUGACUUCAGAGAACGUAUGCUGGAGAUCACCGUAUGGGACCAACCCAGAAUUCAGGAGGAGGAGAGUGACUUCAUGGGAGAGAUCCUGAUCGAGCUGGAGACGGCCCUGCUGGACGACAAACCCCACUCGUACAAGCUGCAGACGCACGACGUGUCGUCCAUCCCCCUGCCCAACCCCUCGCCAUACCUCCCCCGCAGACAUCCGCAUCCCGACUCGCCCGCCAAGAGGCUGCAACCUGUGGAGAACCGCUCGCGGGAUCGAGAGAGAGAGAUGGAGAGAGGAAGACAGAGGGACCGAGGGUCCACCAACCUGGAGGUCCCCGGAGACGCCCCGCGCUCCCCCCACCACCGCUCACGCUCAGUGUCGCCCCGGCGGGACGAGCAGGGCAGAGCGUGCUCACGGCCCGCCCACAUCCCAGCACAGAGGAGCUUGGAUGAAGGUCACCACAGCCGCCGCUCCCGAUCCCCGACCCGAUACCAGGACUACUCCCGGGGUCACCAGGAGCGGGAGUACGUGGACGAAAGUGAGGUCAUCAUGAUGCGCAGCUCGAUGCGUGGUAGAAGUGCCGAGUGCCUGCACACCGCAAGGAGCUCCUCUAAGUACGGUAGCUCUCUCCCUCCUAAGAUGCCUCUCUUAGUCAAUGGCAUCCAUAAGGAGUUCUACAGUGAUCUGCAGCCGUCUCUUGACAGGGUUAGGAGCGCUAGUGCCAACUGUCUGAGGCCAGAGUCUAAGUCCUAUUCGCCCGAGAGAGAAAGGCAACCAAGACCUCUGGACAAACCUAGCUGUCAGACACACGGCCAGAAACUCUCUGACAGUGACAGGACACAUCCACACGGAGGCCCUGCGUACACCUCCUCAUCCACAGGGUCGGCAACGGCCACGCGCAGGGGCAGGCAGCUACCCCAGGUUCCCGCCAAAAGCAGCAGUGUAGAGCAAGCCCUCGCAGCAGAGGAGCGAGCUCGACAGAUGAAAGUACAUUCCUAUAGACCGCCAGGCCCCUCCAGUGCCAGCCAGGACCUGGAGAGGGCGCUGAAGAGUAAAAGAGAGCUUUACAAGGAGCAGCGGCGGAGCUGUGACAAUGUAUCCCACAAGUCCUCGGACAGUGAUGUCAGCGAUGUGUCAGCCAUCUCUCGAGCCAGCAGUGCCUCUCGGAUCAGUAGCACCAGCUACAUGUCCAUUCAGUCAGAACGGCCCCGGGGGAGACUCAGCCGCCACAUGCGCCCGUCGGGCCGGAGCAUGCUGAAGAGCACGAGUGUGAGCGGCGAGAUCUACUCCAUGGAGCGCACCGACGGCAGCCAGUCGGACACGGCGCUGGGCAUGCUCGCCGACGGCGCCGACGGCAACGGCAAGAAGCGCCGCUCCAGCCUGAGCGCCCGCGUGGUCGCCAUCGUGGGCCUGCCAUCCCGCCUCAGCCGCAGCACCUCCCAGCUCAGCCAGACAGAAGCUGCCCAGAAGCAGCAGAAGACCAAGGGCAGCCAGGGUGGCAUCCAGCGUAGCCAGGAGACGGGCAUGGCAGUGGAGUACCCACGCAACGCCAUGGCCCGCCAGGCCAGCCGCGAGUCCACCGACGGCAGCAUGAACAGCUACAGCUCUGAGGGGAAUCUGAUCUUCUCAGGGAUGAGGCUCGGGGCUGACAGUCAGUUCAGCGACUUCCUGGACGGCCUGGGCCCCGGUCAGCUGGUGGGGAGACAAACCCUGGCCACGCCCGCCAUGGGAGACAUCCAGAUCGGCCUGAUGGACAAGAAAGGUCAGCUGGAGGUGGAGGUGAUUAGGGCCCGUGGCCUUACACCCAAACCAGGAUCCAAAAACCUCCCAGCUCCCUACGUCAAGGUCUACUUGCUGGAUAACGGGGUGUGUAAAGCCAAAAAGAAAACCAAGAUUGCACGAAAAACACUCGACCCGUUAUACCAGGAAGCGCUGCUUUUUGACCAGAGUCCGCAGGGUAAAGUUUUACAGGUCAUAGUCUGGGGCGACUACGGGCGAAUGGACCACAAAUGCUUUAUGGGAGUUGCACAGAUCCUAUUGAAGGAGCUGGACCUUUCAAGCACAGUGAUUGGCUGGUACAAACUCUUUCCUCCUUCCUCAUUGGUGGACCCUACGUUAGCUCCACUUACCCGACGGGCUUCCCAAACAUCACUCGAUAGUUCUUCAGUGCCGCCAGGCGUUCGGUCCUAGUGAAGGGGGAGGCAGGAUCCCCUCUCCCACCACCCCCCCCCCCCCCUCCCAGGACUACCUAAGCGGACCAAGGACACACACCUGUGGCAACAAUCAGAGCCCUGAGAGACGGAAAAGACAAACCAGAAUCACGAUCAAAGCUUUCGCUGGAGCCUGACAAUCACUUCUCCACCCCUUAUAUUUUGGUUCUUUUUGCCAUUUUUGUCCUUUCUCUGCAGGUCUGUCGAGGUUUGAUUUUAUUUUGUUGUUUUUGUUUCUUUUUUGUUGCUGGCUUCAUUCAUGCUGAAUGUGACCUGGUUCCAUUCAGUCCCAGUGCGGAAGGCGAGAACAGACCAUUUGUUGACUAAACUGGCCAAUCAAACUGGUCAGUCAAAGUAGUGAUGGCUGACUCCUGGUGGUCAACAGUGUCAGUAACAUCAUCAUGUUCUUUCUUCCUCCUUGCCAUAUAAGGAGUGUGGGCGUGUUUGGGACAGUUAAGACAGGGCUACUGAAAGUUAGGCAGGCCACUGUAAGACUGAGAGACCCCUCCUUGUCUGGGGUUGUACCACAGGUCAAAGGUCAAUAGGCCCCGCCCCCCUAUGGUACAUGCUGACCUUAACAAGUCUGUUUACAGAAGAUCUCUCCAACUGCUUUGCCUUCUCACUGUACUCGUAUCUUGGUACAGGGGCACACACACACACACACAUAG